UGCACAUUGGCGCUGACGAACAGACUUGGAUCGACGACACCAGCCCUGAAGAUGCUGGUAGCAGGCCGAUCGCAAGCGACAAGAUCGAGCAUAAGACAGAGCAGUGCAUGUCCUAGCUCGAUGAAGCUCUCCGGUCGAUCUCUCAGCUCAGCCGGGCGAUCUGGCGUGGUGGCACGGCCUGUCAGCUCGAGCAAUCCUCGCUGCACUUGUUCGACCGCAAGGCCGCUCAGUACCACUGCAUUGAGAUUGUCUGCCAGUUCUACUGCGCCAGUCACAAUCGCAAGCGGGCACUUGCUCACACGAGCAUCGGACAAACCUCCGAUCAGGCUCUCCUCGGCAGACCCGCUCGCAAGGAGGACAGCCUCCACGCUAGGAUUCUAUCAGCCGUCUGCUACUGUACAGCAACCACGCUGGAUCAACAAUCGCUCGUCGUCGACUCUGACAGAUGAGCCAGAACCGACAGAGGAGGACGCCAAGAGUGAUCCUCAAGCGCCAGAGAGCUCAGAUGUCGAUCCCGCGACGAGCAAGAAGCGGAAGACGCCCAAACCCGUCAUCAAGAUCAAUCCGGACGAGGCUGUCGCCCUAGAAUCAUCCUCGUCGUCAUCCUCUUCUUCUUCUUCUUCCUCCUCCUCUGCGAGCAGCUCAUCCGGCGCUUCCACUCCUCCUUCCUCAGACGGAGGAGAUCCUCCCUCUUCGGGAUCGGGUUCAGGCUCGAAGCCAUCUGGCGAAGCGGUGACCACCAUCUCGAAGCAAUCGAUUCCAGAGGUGUACCCGCAAGUCCUCGCGCUGCCCAUCACGCGCAGACCGCUCUUUCCGGGCUUCUACAAAGCCGUCGUCGUCAAGGAUCCCAGCGUCGUCGCAGCCAUCAAGGAGAUGAUGCGUCGCGGUCAGCCCUACAUUGGCGCUUUCCUCCUGAAAGACGAAGAUGCCGACAGCGACAUCAUAACGAGUAUAGAUUCCGUUCAUCCUGUCGGUGUCUUUGCUCAGAUCACAAGCACCUUCCCUGCGAACAGCUCGGACAAGUCUGGCGAGUCUGGUCUGACCGCCGUGCUCUACCCUCACCGCCGGAUCAAGAUCACCGAAUUGCUGCCUCCCCGCAAGACAGCCCGAACGGAAGCUGUCGCUGGCAUUCAGCAGCAGGCAGAGAAGGAUCAGGUCAUACCGCCUGCGCCGUCCGAGGUCACCAUCACGCCCGCAGAGCCGGCUGGAGACAAGCCUGUCGAUGUCAGGUCAGAAACUGGCACAGCCGCUUCUUCUACGCCCUCUCCGCCGCCCACGUCGCCUUUCCAAACUGCCUUCCUGCAAGACUUUGCCGUUUCGCUCGUCAAUGUCGAAAAUAUGCAGAUCGCGCCCUUUAAGAAGAAUAGCCAGUAUGCUCGUGCAGUGGCCUCAGAGAUCAUUUCAGUCUUCAAGGACAUCGCAUCGCUCAACCCACUCUUCCGAGAUCAGGUUGCCAAUUUCUCGAUCGCUCAGGGUGCUGGCAACGUCUUUGAAGAACCAGACAAGCUCGCAGACUUUGCAGCUGCUGUCUCCGCUGGCGAAGUCGGCGAGCUACAGGGUGUGCUCGAGAGCAUGGAGCUAGAAGACAGACUGCAAAAGGCAUUGCUUGUGCUCAAGAAGGAGCUCAUGAACGCUCAGCUGCAAAGCAAGAUCAGUCGAGAUGUCGAUUCGAAGAUCCAGAAGCGCCAGAGAGAAUAUUAUCUCAUGGAGCAACUCAAGGGUAUCAAAAAGGAGCUCGGUCUCGAGUCUGACGGCAAAGACAAGCUGAUCGAAAAGUUCAAGGAGAAGGCAGUCGCGCUCAAUAUGCCAGAACCAAUUCGCAAAGUCUUCGACGAAGAGAUCAGCAAGCUACAAGGUCUCGAGCCACAAGCGUCUGAAUUCAACGUCACCAGAUCUUACGUCGACUGGCUCACCCAAAUCCCGUGGGGUCGUCAUUCUGUCGAAAACUUUGAGCUCAAGCAUGCCACGAGCGUGCUCGAUGAGGACCACUAUGGCAUGAAAGACGUCAAGGAUCGCAUUCUCGAGUUCCUUGCGGUCGGCAAGCUCAGAGGCACAGUGGUCGGCAAGAUCCUCGUCCUUGUCGGCCCUCCCGGUGUGGGCAAGACGUCGAUCGGCAAAUCCAUCGCUCGAGCAAUCGACAGACAAUUCUUCCGCUUCUCCGUCGGUGGUCUCACUGACGUUGCCGAAAUCAAAGGUCACAGAAGGACAUAUGUGGGCGCCAUGCCCGGCAAGAUCAUCCAGGCUCUCAAGAAAGUGCAAACAUCCAAUCCAAUCGUGUUAAUCGACGAGAUCGAUAAGCUCGGUAGAGGCAUCAACGGCGAUCCGGCGAGUGCGCUACUCGAGAUGCUCGACCCUGAACAGAAUCAUUCUUUCCUUGAUCAUUAUCUUGAUGUGCCAGUCGAUCUGUCGCAAGUCCUCUUUGUCUGUACAGCAAACACACUCGAUACGAUUCCAGCGCCUUUGCUCGAUCGUCUAGAGAUUAUCGAGCUCAGUGGCUAUAUUGCAGACGAGAAGCGAGCAAUCGCUAGUCGCUAUCUAGCACCACAAGCAAAGGAAGCGUCCGGUCUCAAAGAAGCCGAUGUUGACAUUCUCGAAGAUGCUGUCGAUCUCCUCAUCCGCUUCUACUGCAGAGAGAGCGGCGUCCGAAAGCUCAAGCAGCACAUCGAGAAGAUAUAUCGCAAAGCUGCGCUCAAGAUCGUCCGCGAUCUCGGCGAAACGAAACUCCCGGAAGCAUCUGCGAGCAUGGUGACCCCGCCUGACAAUAACGCAACGGUAGGAGAAGAGAGCGUACCUCGUGAAGCGGGACAGCCAGACAACGGUUCAGUAGGUGCAGAGACAGAGAGUGCAAAGCCAGAUCGAAAGACGACCACCGAGGUCAGGCAACCUUUGCAAGUACCGUCUGAUGUUCAUGUACGCAUCGACGGCGCCAAUCUGAUCGAUUAUGUCGGCCCAGCGAUAUACCAAAAGGACCGUAUGUACACUCGCAUGGGACCACCUGGCGUCAGCACCGGUCUUGGCUACCUCGGCAACGGCUCUGGAUCCGUCAUGCCCAUUGAAGCGACCGUCAUGCCAGGAUCCGGUGCGAUACAGCUCACCGGCAAGCUGGGCGAAGUCAUCCGAGAGAGCGCGCAGAUCGCGCUCAGCUUUCUACGCACGCAUGCAUAUACCCUUGGCUUGACCGACAGCCCGACCGCAGACCUGACAAAGGACAAAGCCGUCCAUCUACAUAUGCCAGAAGGCAGCGUCGGCAAAGAAGGUCCCAGCGCUGGCACUGCGAUCCUGACAGCCUUUGUCAGCCUAUUCUCGAAGCAAGGCGUCAGUAGUGAGCUCGCAAUGACAGGCGAGAUGACGCUGGCUGGGCAAGUGCUAGCGAUCGGUGGCUGUAAGGAAAAGUUCCUCGCAGCUCGACGCGCUGGCAUCAAGAAGCUUAUUGUGCCUGCUGCGAAUCGCUCUGACAUUGCUUACAAUGUGCCCGACUCCAUCAAGGAGGGCCUAGAGAUCGUGUACGUCGAGACGGUCGUUGAAGUCCUGCAGGAAGUCUUCAAGGGACAAGAAAUUGUCAACAAGCUGAACGAUUUGCCGAAUCUCUCAAGAGAAGAGAUCAACGUGCCAUAGAUAGACCAACGAAGACGGAUGCACCUCUCAUAUGUACUCAUUAUGCAAAUUGUCGCAAUGUGAGCAUCGAUAGCCCCGUGUCACAGC
This is a messenger RNA of Mixia osmundae IAM 14324, 3702 nucleotides long. RefSeq lists its product as uncharacterized. Gene Ontology annotation, cellular component: mitochondrial matrix. Gene Ontology annotation, biological process: chaperone-mediated protein complex assembly; mitochondrion organization; protein catabolic process. The transcript is spliced from 5 exons. Lineage: Eukaryota; Fungi; Basidiomycota; Mixiomycetes; Mixiales; Mixiaceae. The record is from RefSeq and is a predicted model, not a curated record. Gene Ontology annotation, molecular function: serine-type endopeptidase activity; ATP binding; single-stranded DNA binding. Bases 52 to 3615 code for a protein of 1187 amino acids.